CUAUAUAAAGGCUGCACACCCCGCCCUCCAAGCCAGCAACUUCCCACCCGCCCAAAGGGGUGACUCCUCCAAGUCUUCAGUCUUCACCACCAUGACCACCUCCAGUCUUCACCCUCUGAUGUUGCUGCUCCUGACAGCCUGUCUAACAGCCGGAGUUUCAGGACGACUAACUGGGCUGAAGACGACCAAGACCAGGACAGUGUAUCCUGGUCAAGACCAUCUGGGGGUCACGGGUCGAGGUCAACACAAGCCCAUCCCCAGAGGAGUUGUCGAAGACAGCGCCUACUGGAAACAGCAGAUGCAGGCGGAGCUUCAGGCACAGCUGGAGAAGGAGCCGAUCGUUCGCCAGGCGAAGAACGUGAUCCUCUUCCUGGGCGACGGGACCUCGAUCUCCACCCUGACGGCCGCUAGGCUCCUCAAGGGCCAGCGAUCUGGCAACUUCGAGCACGAGGUCAUGGCUUAUGAGAAGUUCCCUUACUCUGCUCUCAUCAAGACUUACAGCGCAGACAAAGUGGUGACGGACUCUGCGGCCAGCGCCACAGCCUAUCUGAGCGGCGUAAAGACCAAUCAGGAGAUCAUCGGCGUCGACGCCAACGUUCUGCUGGGUGACUGCGACGCUAUGAAUGUACAAGACUUCCACACACGCUCAAUCCUCGAAGAUUUCCAGGAUGCUGGGCGCUCUACAGGCAUCGUGACCGUCACCAGGGUCACUCACGCCUCCCCUGCUGGUGCCUUCGCUCACACUGCUGAGAGGCACUGGGAGAGCGACACGGAUGUCUACUACGACUACGUCGACACGGAGCUCUGUGACGACAUCGCUGAGCAGCUCGUCCUGGGCGACUCGGGCUCCAAGAUCAAGGUUAUCUUGGGUGGCGGACGUCAGAAACUGACCCCACAGGCGAGAGAGGACCCUGAAGGAGGCAAGAGCGGGAAGAGACGGGACGGCAAGGACCUCAUCCAGACUUGGUUAGACCACAAGGCCCUCCUGGGGAACGCCUCCUACGUCUGGAACCGCGACGACCUCCUUGCCGUCGACACUGGCAGCACUGACUACCUCAUGGGUAAACUUAUCGUACUUCAGCGUAGGAUCAAUGAUCAAUGUUAUCUCCUGACUCUCUGUGUCGAAGGAGGUAACAUCGACCUCGCCCACCACCUCAACCAGCACAGGUCCGCCCUGGAGGAGGCCCUCGAGUUCGAGAAGGCCAUCGAGUUGGCUGUGUCUAUGACGGACCCUCAGGACACACUCAUCGUCGUCACCGCUGACCACUCUCAGCCCAUGGUCAUCAACGGCUACCAGGAGAGAGGCUCCGAUGUGCUGGGUCUGGGGGACUACUCCGACGUGGACGGACUGGCCUUCACCACGCUUCUCUACACCAAUGGUCCGGGCUACCGCACGCAGGUAGACGGCGCCAGACCAGACCCCGCACUGGAAGACUACAGUGCCCCACACUACGUGGCAGCAGCGACGGUGCCCAUGGAACAGUCAAACCACGCCGGGGAGGAUGUGGCGCUGUAUGCCAUGGGCCCCCAUGCCCACCUCUUCACUGGCAUCCACGAGAACGCCUUCAUACCCCAUGCCCUCAGGUACGCCGCGUGUGUUGGUGAGGGUCUUCAGUUCUGCUCCAGCAGCCUCGAGGAGUAGACGUGCGCUGCUGCUCUCACGGCUCCAUCGUCCACGCGCCCAGGGUAAACAAUACCUCUCUCUGCUUGUGUACAUCCUGCUCAAUAUUUACUCAAUAAAGAAGCAUUCUGC
This is a messenger RNA of Procambarus clarkii (red swamp crayfish), 1753 nucleotides long. The record is from RefSeq and is a predicted model, not a curated record. Lineage: Eukaryota; Metazoa; Arthropoda; Malacostraca; Decapoda; Cambaridae.